Talaromyces stipitatus ATCC 10500 is the source of this 2131-nucleotide messenger RNA. Its product is annotated as eukaryotic translation initiation factor subunit eIF2A, putative. Gene Ontology annotation, biological process: translational initiation. Gene Ontology annotation, molecular function: protein binding; mRNA binding; tRNA binding. The transcript is spliced from 5 exons. The record is from RefSeq and is a predicted model, not a curated record. Bases 1 to 2061 code for a protein of 686 amino acids. Gene Ontology annotation, cellular component: cytosolic small ribosomal subunit. Lineage: Eukaryota; Fungi; Ascomycota; Eurotiomycetes; Eurotiales; Trichocomaceae.
AUGGCGGCUCCUACUCAGAUUGCUUUUCGCACCCUUAAGGGGAUUGGUCUUUUGGAUGCUGCGCCUUUAUAUCAACCUGUGAAGGACUUUGAGAGACCCGAAGGAAACCUUCGUUGCAGCGCCUAUUCGCCGUGCGGACGCUACUUCGCUUGGGCAUCUCCCGAACGCGUCACGAUCAUUGACCCCUCCGUCGGCCACGUCAUCACUACCCUCCCCGCCGACAAUGUCUUCGAACUAGGCUUCUCCCCCCUCGGCACAUAUGUGAUUACAUGGCAACGACCGUCGAAAGACGAGAAUGGCGACGCAGUCAAGAACCUCAAAGUAUGGAGCGUCGAAGCUCUAACCAAGGAAUCCGAAGGAGCAGGUGAAAACGCAGUGGUAGGCCGUUUUGUGCAGAAAUCGCAAACCGGUUGGAAUUUGCAAUAUACCUCUGAUGAGUGUUAUUGCGCUCGGGUUGUGACGAAUGAAGUUCAGUUUUAUAAGAGCCAUGAUCUCUCGAAUGUGUGGAAUAAACUCCGUGUGGAAGGGGUCGCUGAUUUUGCGUUGUCGCCUGGAAAGAGUCAGGCGAUUGCUGUGUUUACGCCAGAGCGGAAGGGACAACCCGCUUCCGUCAAAGUCUUCGUGGUCCCCCAAUUCAACAAUCCGGUCUCGCAAAAAACGUUCUUCAAGGGCGACAAGGUCCAGCUCAAAUGGAACAACUCCGGUACAUCCGUUAUUGUCUUGGCACAAACCGACGUUGAUAGAUCUGGCAAGAGUUAUUACGGCGAGACCACUCUGUAUCUUUUGAGUGCAACCGGGGCAUUCGACUCCAGAAUCGAUCUUGACAGAGAAGGUCCCAUUCACGAUGUGACGUGGUCACCAAACUCCAAGGAGUUUGGAGUUGUCUAUGGAUUCAUGCCGGCCAAGACUACUAUUUUUAACUUCCGCGGUAUUGCUACCCACAGCUAUCCAUUGGCGCCACGAAACACGAUUGUGUUUUCGCCGCAUGGUCGGUUUGUUGUCGUCGCUGGGUUUGGUAACUUGGCAGGCCAGAUGGAUAUCUAUGACCUGGAAAAGGGUCAUCAGAAAAUCACCACGAUCGAAGGUUCCAAUGCAACUGUAUGCGAAUGGUCGCCUGAUGGAAAACAUAUUCUCACGGCCACUACUAGCCCGCGACUGAGAGUCGACAACGGAGUACGAAUCUGGCAUGUCACCGGUGCUCUCCAAUACAACGAAGACAUGAGCGAAUUGUACCAAGUCUGUUGGCGCCCACAAGGUUCCGUCGAGCAACCCCUCGGUGACCCAUUCCACCCCCUCCCAACCCCUCACUCAUCCGCAUUGGAAUACCUUGCCAAGAGAAAAGUCCCCUCCAAACCCGUGGGCGCAUACCGCCCACCAGGCGCCCGCGGACAAACAACCUCCUUAGCAUUCAAACGUGAAGACGAAGGCGGCGCAGCCUUCAGUCGAGAAGGAGGCUCCUCAUUAUCCAGCGGAGCGGCGGCAUCAUCAGUUAACGGAUUCGGCAAGCCCAGAAGACGUGAAGUCCCCGGCGCAGAACCAGUGGAGUUUGUGCCUCAGGGCGCUGCACCAGGCGGUGGAGUCGCUCUACCCCCUGGCGCUGAAGCAGUUGUUGCCACUGGAGCAGCGGAUGAGAAAUUAUCCAAAUCAGCUGCAAAGAAUAAGAAGAAGCGAGAAGCUAAGAAGGCUAAGGAAACGGCUGACAAAGAAGGAGAACUGUCUGCUGCACCUCAGAAUCAGAAUCUCCAUCCAAGCCCGGAUCGUCGCGAACAUAGAUCGAAAAGUCGUAAUCGCAGCCGCGCUGAGAGUAACGUCAACGGAUCCGCCAAGGCUGCCAAAAUAGCUGCCACAGCCGCAGCCGCAGCUCCGGCAGCUCCGACAGCAGCAGAACCAAACCCAACGCAAGACAAACGGAUCCGCGGCCUCUUGAAAAAACUCCGCGCAAUCGACGAGUUGAAAAUGAGACUCGCGUCCGGCGAGAAGCUGGAGGAUACGCAGAUGAAGAAGAUUCAGACUGAGGAUUCGGUUAGGAAGGAGUUGGAGGGGUUGGGGUAUAAUGUAUAACCUGCUGGCAACCAUACUAUUGGGUAGUUAGAGGGGGAAGUAGGAGGAGAAGAAGCGGGGAGGGUAUAUG